Messenger RNA from Rhipicephalus sanguineus (brown dog tick), 2424 nucleotides. RefSeq lists its product as uncharacterized. The record is from RefSeq and is a predicted model, not a curated record. The transcript has a single exon. NCBI's taxonomy places the organism in Eukaryota, Metazoa, Arthropoda, Arachnida, Ixodida, Ixodidae. The coding region runs from base 21 to 2129 and encodes 702 amino acids.
GUGAGCGUGCGACUACGGCCAUGCCGGGUGGUGGUUCUCGGAAAAGGCGGAGGUCGGCCGCGUCAAAUUCUGAUUUAAAGAAAAGUUACUUCUCCGGCUCCACCUUAAACUACCGGACUCCGUGCACGAGCAGCGAGGGUCGCCUGUGCGACAUCUUCAGAGACAUUCCCAUCUGGAACGAAUUCUUCUGGCAGGUGGGUCUCGAGCUCAGGGAGCUCUCCCCGGGCCAACUGUCUCUCGUCGAAGUGGAGGACGCCUUCGUUCCCUUGGACUUGGCGCAACGCAAGCACGAGGCCGCCACGCUUCUGUGCCACUUGCUGAUGUACCACCGCUGUCUGGUUUCCGUGGUCCUGAACAGACUCAUACACGCAUACGACCAGCAACUCUGCGACGCGUUGACCGAGAGUCCCAGCCUUCGAAAGCUCGCGCUGUCCCUGCCGUGCAUGAGCAUGCCUGAGUUGCUGAGAUUCAGCGCAACGCUGCCACUCCAGACCCGCCUGCAAGAGCUCGAGUGCCGGUUGUUAGACUUGGAGCGGCCUCUCUGCGAGGGCCUCUCGAAGUUCCUGGCUAACGCCAGAUCGCUGACGACGUUCAAACUCAGCGCGCAAAGUCUCAAGAGCGAAGACGGGGCGCUAAUUUUGGAAGGACUCAGGCGGAACGCGGCGAUUACGACGCUCUCGCUCAACACGAUAAUAGUGAGCGCGUUCUUGUAUCCAAGCAGCGACGCGUUUACCGGCUACCUGAGCGAGAACCGGACGGUACGCACGCUGAUCGUGAAGUCGUACUACCCGCCCAACCAAGCCGACAUGCGUCUGGUCCUCCGUUCGCUGUUCCGCACGGCCGCCAUCUUCGAGCUGGAGCUCGUCCACUUAACGCUGAACGAGGCAAACAGCCGCCUCGUCGCCGAGCUAAUCGGUGAAAACCAGUCGCUGAGAGUCCUGCGCAUGGUGGACUGCGCCUUGUACGAAGACGGAAUGCCCUCGCCGAGCCGGAUCUCUCCCUGGUUAGCAGCCCUCGGCACGAACGGGACGCUGGAGAAGCUGACCAUGGAUUUGAGAUGCUUCAGUCUGAACGAGUGCAGGUCUCUCUUCGAGGCGCUAAAGUCCAACGCAUCCCUGAAGAACAUCACCGCGGAGCGUAUCCGACCCGAGGACGAGGCCCAGAUAUGUCGGGCCCUGCGGGAGACUGGCGUGCGGGAACGCUUCCUCCUUGGCAGGCAUCACGUCGUCAGAGAACCCACCGUGACACUGACGGAGUGCGAGGAGCUGUCCCAGAUCAAGAUCGACUCAAGCGCGCUGUGCCGGCCCGUCUGGCUGCGGACCGCCCUGAGCCUGUUGCCUUCGGGCAGCCACGUGACCUCGCUGUCUCUCGCCGUAUGGCGGCCGUCAUUUAACCAAGACGUGUGCGCCCUUAUUGCGCAGUACAUUGCGGCCACGAAGGUGCUCAGGGAGCUUCGGUGGAUCUUGGCCUCCAUAACCUCACGCCCCGCGGACCGUGUGGAGAGGGUGCUGAUGCGGGCGCUGUGCGUCAAUAACAGCAUACGCAAGCUCUUCAUGACCGGGCUCCGCUUCGACGAGACCGAGGUUCAGAUGCUGGUGGACAAGUUGCAGGCCAGUCGGGCGCUUUGCGAGCUGGCCUUCUACCCGGACGACUACAACUCGACCAUCUGGCUGGUCCAGAAGCUGUCGCCGAUCGUCUCGAGCAACUAUACGCUCAUCGACGUGAAGGUGUACAGGCACGUCGUGUUACGCGCCGACUUGUUCAGCGUCGACGACGUCGUGCGCCGCAAUGCGUCGCUGGUGUCGAGAGCGGCGCACUUCGUGAGUGGAAUGGCUGGAACGAGGCUCAGAUAUUGCGCGGAGGCUGUCGAACUGGUCCACUGGAACCCCGGGGUGGUGGCGAAAGUGCAGGCACUCGCAUCCGUCGACGAAAACGAGGCCGUCUCGCGGAUCGAGCAGAGCUUCAAGAGCUUCUCCAAUUUGGAUGGCUUCAUGUGCGCGGCGGGCGUCGUCAAGUACAGAGUGAUUUGCCACGUGCGCGACGACGGCCAGAAACAGUUGGUUGACAUUGAUGGAGACUGCUGGUGGCACAUACGGCGCUUCCUGAACAUGUGCGACAUCAAGGAUUGAACAGUGCAGUGCGGAAUUUGUUCGUGCGCCGUACCUAUGUGCAAUGUGUCCGUGGUUGUGUGCAUUGAAGCUGUGCUAUUUUCGUGUGCCAAGGCUGCAAGCUCCCGUCUGUGUACAUACACCAUGCGAUGAUUGCUACUGGAGCUGCUGUAUGGCGAGUUUGUCCGCAUGCCUUGCCAAUGCAAACAUCAGUUCCUCGCUCGUGACUCUACGGACACUGGAUGUUCUCAUUAGGAGUUGUACAUUCGAUGUUCUCAAAUGUUUUCACUGUGCCAUUAAAUAGCACUUGCAUAAA